AUGUUAUGUUCCGUUCCAUCAUUCAAAAUCCUGACUGACAAGGCUGAGCCCCGUGGUGUCGCUAAACCUGCAUGCAGAUCUUCGGCUCGAGCCGAAAUGCACCGGAGCACCACCCAGCGCCCGGGCCACCGCCGCGGUGCCGGCUGGGCUACCGCCAAGCGCGACCGCCUCAGCGCCCUCCCGGAUGAGCUCCUGCACCACAUCAUGUCAUUCUUGAAGGCGUGGGAGGUGGUCCGCACCUGCGUACUUGCGCGGCGGUGGCGCCACCUCUGGGCGUCCGUGCCCUGCGUCGAUCUCCGCGUGCGCCCCUCCACUGGCCGCUACGGCGACCCGCCUGAGAAGUUCCGCGACUUCGUGCACCGGCUCUUCCUCCUACGUGAAGCGUCAGCCCCCGUGGUCAUGCUCCGCCUGCGGUCGAGCGACGAAGAAGCAGGCUUCACCGAUGAUGACACCAGCGUGUGGAUGAGGGCCGCCAUCAAGCGCAACGCGCGGGUUAUCCAUCUCACCGGGCGUUGCUCGGAGAUCGCGUCGUUGGACCGUGUGUCGUUCAUCUCUUGCCACCUCAAGGUCUUGAAGUUGUCGUAUGCCAUGCUCGACUACAGGAUCCUCAGGCAGCUUUCUUCUAGUUGCACGUCUUUGGAAGUACUAGGUCUGAAGGAUUGCUUGGUGGCGGGCCCUAGGAUUGUGUCCGCCUCUUUGAAGACUUUAAUCAUGCUCGAAUGCGAGAUCAGUUGCGCCUUCUCCAUUGCUGCUCCGAACCUCCUACUUCUGCACCUCAUCACACCUUACGUCCGAGUCCCAUCAUUCAAGAAUUUGGGGUCACUUGUCACAGCUACUAUCAUACUUGAUGACUCUUUCUUGGGUGAUGACAAUGAAUACAUCAGUGAUGAAGAUUACUGUGAUGGAACUACUGAUGACGACGGGGAUGAUAGCGACUACAAUGAUUGGACAGAGAGCUCGAAGAUUCAUGAAGAGUCUUCCUUGAGUGAUAAUGUUGGAUAUGAUGAUUUUAUAAGGUUUGGAUAUGGACAUGGUUUUGCUGAAGGAAUUUACAGGCAUGAUCAUCACAUGGAUAAUUAUAAUUAUGGUGGUGAUAUCGACAACGAUGACAAUACCUAUGCAUACAGUGAGAUUGCAAAUGAUGCAAAGUAUGGCUACAAAGGUAAAGGCCUGAUUUCCAGUAAAGACAGUAUCUAUGGUGGAUAUAGAGAAUGCAAUGAUGCGAAGAUUUUAGGUGGCCGUCAUAUUCUUCAGAGUCUUUCAAGUGCUAGAACUUUGGAGUUGUUGACUGAUGCUGGAGAGGUUGUUCUGAGUAGGGAACUGAAUACAUGUCCAAAUUUUGGCAACCUGAAGACCCUAUCUCUUGGCGAAUGGUGUAUGACUGUAGACUUUGAUGCAUUAAUUUUCUUGCUGCAGCACUCACCUAAUAUACAGAAGCUUUUUCUCCAACUUAAAAUUAACUUCAAUGCCAGAGAGGCAUCAGAAACAUGUAUCAAACUACGGGGAAGAUCAUUUACUUGCAAAGAUCUUCGAAUGGUGAAGAUCACAUGCUCAAAGGAUGAUGGGAGAGUCCAUAAGCUGGCAAAUUUGUUUAUGGCAAAUGGUAUACCAGUCGAGAAAAUUUAUGUCCGCCACAGCGGGAGUGCUUAUCUCCGCAACCAGAAGCAGAUGAAGGAGUUCUGGGGGAUGUAA
This is a messenger RNA of Triticum turgidum subsp. durum (durum wheat), 1692 nucleotides long. NCBI's taxonomy places the organism in Eukaryota, Viridiplantae, Streptophyta, Magnoliopsida, Poales, Poaceae. The record is from the annotation of a GenBank genome assembly.